AAAACAGGCCUCUCAUACAAACAUAUGUGGGUUUUAUUCUGGAGGUUUGUCAAGACUGAAGUUGUGCCAUCGAGAUAAUGAAGAUCGCCUCCUUCAACAUGCACAGGUUUGGGCUGACCAAAGUCGCCAAUCCAGAUAUUCUGUCUGCUCUCGUUAAGAUUGUGUCUCGAUACGACAUCAUAGUGAUUCUGGAGGUGGUGGAUGUGAGCGGAGCUUCUGUUGAAAUAUUCUUGGAAGAACUGAACAAAGUGAACACCACCCAUCACUAUGCUCUGCAGCUCAGCACCCGCCUGGGAAGGAACAGAUACAAGGAGCAGUUUUUGUUUCUGUACAGGGACGACGUUGUCGACCUGAUCGACAGUUACCAAUAUGAAGACAACCAGGUGAACGACGUGGAUGCUUUUCUAAGAGAGCCGUACAUUCUCUACUUCAAACCACGCAACACUGUGCUGAAGGACAUAGUGCUGAUCCCCGUCCACGCCUCGCCACUGCACACAGAGAGGGAGCUGGACGAGCUGUACGAUGUCUUCCUGGUGGUCAGAGACAAAUGGAAAACUGAUAACAUAAUGAUCCUGGGGGAUUUCAAAGCAGACGGUGUGUACGUCACCGAUAACAAGAUGAAGGACAUUCGUAUUCGCAGCGACAAGAACUUCCACUGGCUGAUCGGCGAUGACGUGGACACCACAUCAAACACAGCAAACCACUACUCCUACGACCGGAUUGUUGUGUAUGGAGAAGAUAUGCUGUCCGCUCUUGUGCCAAACUCAGCCAAGCCGUUCAACUUCCACAAAGAGUUUGUGAUGACGGAAGAAAAAGCCCUGAGAGUCAGCGACCACUACCCCGUGGAGGUGGAGUUACGUAAAACUCCUCCUUUCUGGACGACAAAGAAUUCCCAGAGGUGUGACUGUGUUGAUUCCCAGCGAGCUUCAGAGAGCCAGCAGGUGGAUGUGGUGCAACUGCAGAAGGAAAAUCUCCUGCUGGAGCGAGAAAAACUUAAACUUCAGAUCUCCCUGUUAAAUCAGUGGCUUGCCAGACUCCAACAGAAAAAAUGACAAGAAGAUCACAAACAGGACCGGCGUUGCCAAGCUGUUUCAAUUUUUUCAUUUCAAUCUCAUUUGUGUCAUUUAGUAAUUAUUUAUAUUGCAAAAAUUAAUGAAUAAUGGUUUUAUACAC
Molecule: messenger RNA, 1173 nt
Organism: Anoplopoma fimbria (sablefish)
Lineage: Eukaryota; Metazoa; Chordata; Actinopteri; Perciformes; Anoplopomatidae
Product: deoxyribonuclease-1-like
Exons: 10
Coding region: 78-1052 (324 amino acids)
Biological process (GO): DNA catabolic process
Cellular component (GO): nucleus
Molecular function (GO): DNA nuclease activity
Source: RefSeq, a predicted model, not a curated record